Messenger RNA from Olea europaea var. sylvestris, 780 nucleotides. RefSeq names its product CENP-B homolog protein 2-like. Gene Ontology annotation, molecular function: nucleic acid binding. The coding region runs from base 1 to 780 and encodes 259 amino acids. Lineage: Eukaryota; Viridiplantae; Streptophyta; Magnoliopsida; Lamiales; Oleaceae. The record is from RefSeq and is a predicted model, not a curated record. The transcript has a single exon.
AUGACUGGCUUGCUUUUUCAAGAUUUUGUUGGUUGGUUUGAUAAGAGAAUGAAUGACAGGAAGGUUCUCUUAAUAGUAGACAAUUGCCCAACUCAUCCAAAGGUAGUUGAAGGUUUGAGAAAUGUAGAGUUAUUUUUUUUACCUCCUAACACAACGUCUAAGAUUCAACCAUGUGAUGUUGGGAUUAUUCGAGCAUUCAAAGCUCAUUAUCGUCGUCGUUUUUAUUCUAGCAUCUUACAAGGCCUUGAGGUUGAAGUACCAAAUCCUGAAAAAAUUAAUAUUUUGAAUGCUAUUAAUUUUGCUAACAUGGCUUGGAAUUUUGAUGUGAAGACAAUUGCAAGUUGUUUUUGGCAUUGCAAGAUUCGGUCAGAAGAAAACAAUGUUCCCGAACCAGAAGUUGGUGAAUUAGAUGAAGGCAUCCAAGGAUUAAAUGACGUCAUCUCUAAUUUACACUAUAGAAAUGUGAUGGAUGUUGAACAUCUUUUGAAUUAUCCUAACGAGAAUAAUGCAGUUAUGAAAUCACCUACAGACGAAGAAAUUAUUCAAUCGGUAAUGAACAGUAAUGAUGAUGAGAAUGAUCAUGAACCAAAUGAUAGUAGCGUUGUCCCAAAUGUGUCGUCAAAAGAGGCAUUUCAAGCAAUAGUCACCUUAAGCAACUACUUGUUACAACACGAGCAAAAUAUUCCGGAAGUUGUGUAUGCUCUACAAAAAGUUAAGGAUAGGAUUCAUUAUGGUUUAGGUGGGAAGAAAAAACAAUCAACUAUAGAUGCAUAUUUUUAA